This is a messenger RNA of Colletotrichum scovillei, 909 nucleotides long. Its product is annotated as aldehyde dehydrogenase. Lineage: Eukaryota; Fungi; Ascomycota; Sordariomycetes; Glomerellales; Glomerellaceae. The record is from RefSeq and is a predicted model, not a curated record. Bases 67 to 852 code for a protein of 261 amino acids. The transcript is spliced from 2 exons.
CGGGGUCCCAGCGCUGCCCCUCGCUGUUCUGGCGUUUUGAUAAACGGUUUUCAACACUGAACAAGCAUGCUCACUAGAAGUCGCAGCCCUGCCACAUCAGUGAUCUAUAGAAGGCCCUCUACAGCAUUCAUAACUCCCUCGACUUGCGUCAGAAGGUUUAGCCAGGGCUUUCCAAUGGCUCAAGAUGGCGAGCGCGCCGCUGAUGGCAAACCCGUCAACUUUGGCCUCGUACUCUUCCCAGCCUUCCAGUCUCUCGACGUCUUCGGGCCCCUGGACGCCCUCAACAUGCUAUCAGGCUCAUACAAAAUGAACCUCUACAUCAUUGCAGAUACCCUAGACCCGGUGCCAACAAGGGUCAAGGACGCCAGUCACAUCUCAAACUUCUGCGAGAGCGUCGUCCCAACACAUACCUUUCAGACCGCUCCGUCGCUUGACGUCCUCAUCGUUCCCGGCGGGCAGGGGACUCGGAACCCGGGCAUCAGCACCGCAAUCGACUUUGUUAAGGAGCGCUUCGACUCGCUACAGUACCUGCUGACAGUCUGCACCGGCGCCGGAGUCGCGGCACGGGCGGGCGUGCUAGAUGGGCGGAGGGCGACGACGAAUAAGCUCUCGUGGGACCAGACGAUUGCGCUGCGGCCGCAGGUUAAGUGGAUUCACAAGGCAAGGUGGGUGCAGGAUGGGAAUGUGUGGACGUCUUCGGGCAUUAGUGCAGGCAUCGAUCUGGCAUUUGCGUGGAUCGGAGCCGUGUAUGGGAAGGAUGUUGCGAAGAAUAUCGCCAACAGAAUGGAGUAUACGCCUGUUGAGGACCCAAGCUGGGAUCCAUUUGCUGACUUGUGGGGGUCAUCAAAGUAAGGUGUACAGAUAUGGGUGGUGUUCAUAGCUGGGUAUUGUGCAGGCCAUUUUCAACGC